UGCCAGGCGCGCGCGGGUCUAUCUCUGCUGUGUUGUAUCCCGCCAACUUUUAUCCCCGUCAUGUGAGGAGUUUACAGAACCAUGGAGGAAGCACCAACCCGCGCAUCGCUGCUCUUCUUCUCCUUUGUUUUCUUUUCCCUCGCCGUGACAGCCGGUUCGGCGGAGACUCACUUCGACGCCAGGGACGCCGUGGUUUUCAGCGGGCCGAAUGGGAGUUCCUUCGGGGCGUCCUUGCUGAAGUACCGAGGAGGCAGGGAGACAGACAACGGCACCUGGAUCCUGGUGGGAGCACCGGACUCUCGUCCCCAGGCGACCAAAUUUGGCGGCUCCGGUGAGGUGUACAAGUGUCGUCUGACGUCUGAGGGCUUUUCUUUCAGAGGCUUGUCAUUUUACGGUGGAAAGCCCACACCUUCCAGAAGGAAGAUCCGGUCAUGGAAAAAACGGCUGCUGAGACUACAGGGUUUCGGGAGCAUGUUGCUGCUGGACAGGAACAACAAGCCAAUGGCAUGCUCCACGUUGAAAGAGACGAAGCUGGGGUCCGGAGUGAUGCGGUCGAGGUGUUUUUCCAUCAACCGGUACCUGGCCUUGGAGGGGUACAGCGGGGUCACACCCUGUGCUGUAGACGGGACCAAUUGGAAGGUGAACAAGAAGGGGAGACUGAGGACCAAGAGCUGCCGGGGUGGUGUCAGCGUUCACGGGCUCCCUAUCCAGAGCGACGGCGAUGUCAGGCUGAAGGAGGAGGGUCUACAGGACACCGAUGGCGUCGAGGCAUCGAAGCAGUCGCCGCCACUACCUACAGACAUUCUCGCUGUUCAAGUAGGAAAGGGACAUUUCUUCAACAAGGAUGAUACAGAGACUGUCGCGAGUGCCCCAACCUACGAUGGCACCGGAAAGGUUCUCAUCCAUGACAACAAAGGAAAGGUUCUCAUCGAACUAACCGGUGAUGAGCCCGGUGCGAACUUCGGGACGUCCGUUGCUGUGGUAGACCUGAACGGCGACGGUCUGUCUGAGCUCCUGGUGGGAGCACCUCUGCACGGAGGGGACGACGAGCGGGGACAAGUCUGCGUGUACUUCAACACCGGAGAGGGGCUAGAACGUCGCCCGGAGGAAUGCCUGUCAGGGUCCAGCACUGCAACCUCACGGUUCGGGGUCGCCAUAGAAGCUAUUGGAGACAUCAACGAAGAUGGAUUUCAAGACAUCGCCAUCGGCGCUCCGUUUGAAGACGACAAGAAAGGAGCUGUAUACAUCUACCACGGAACCAAGGACGGUCUUAACUCCACUUAUGCACAGAGAAUUUCCUCGCUGGAUGACUUUGCGCUGAGAGGGUUGAAGCUGUUUGGCGCCUCCAUAGCGGGAGGGGCAGACAUGGACGGGGACGGUACCAAAGAUAUUGCCAUUGGGGCCCCCGAGAGCAGCAAAGCUGUCAUCAUGAAAGGAAAGCCCGUGAUCGAGGUUUCUGCCCAGCUGGAACUGUACCCAGACAAGAUUGACGUGCGGGAGUGCCGCAUGAAGGGGAAACUGUCCCCCUGCUUCUACGCCACGGCCUGCUUCACGUUCAACGAGAAGAGGGCACCGACAAACAUACCCAUCACCUACACGAUCUCGGCCGACGCUAACUUGAGGGGCGGGGCGUCGGAGAGCCGACUGGAGUUCUUCGGCCACCAGCACGACCUGAAGAGUGACACCACCCUGUACAACAACCGCAGGGCCUGUAAAAAACAUGGCGUCUAUCUCAAGGAUGACGCGAGCGGGUUCCACCUCCCGGCGGAGUUUUCCCUGGAGUACGAGCUGACCUGGGAGAGCAGCGAGAAGUACAACGCGCCCUUCCUCAGGAAGAAGGAGGAAAAUAUUCGUCAGAAGGUGAAGUUUACUGAAUACUGCACGGACGGUAGCGACGACUGUUACCGUCUGCCGAAACAGAACCCCAAACAGGCUGAAGCAACCAAAGCAAAGAGUCUCGUACCCGACACAAACAUGGCCGACACCGCCAUGACACAACCACCCAAGGUUCCAACCACGAUCAAGAAACUCGUCGCCUCCACAAAGAAGCCGGAGGUCUCAGAAACCAAGGCUCCGGAGAAGCCCUUAAUGCCCACAAAGGAAACCGUAAACAAGGAGUCUGACCCCAAAAUGGAGGUUGACGCUCUGCCUGCCGGCAAGCCUCACAUCGUACCCGUAGACCAACACAAGAUCAGACUAUCCAUAAAAGAAGGUGCGACCACCACCUUCCACAUGGGUGUGCACAAGCAGGAGCAGCGGCCGCUGGACUUGUUCCUGCUGUUGGACCUGUCUGCUACUAUGAAGAAGGAUCUGGCCAACAUACAGAACCUGGUGUACUACCUCCGAACGACCAUGUCUAAGGCUGCUCCUGACGUGCGCAUCGGCGUCGGAACCAUUCGACAACUGCAUGACAUGGGCUACCAGAGUUCCCGCCCCUGUACCGGAGCGAAGUGCCGCCAGCCGUUCGGCUUCCACGCCGCCCUGCCCCUCACCAACCAGUUCAACCUGCUGGAGUUCUUCCUGCGCCGCCUCACCGUAUCGGAAGGGGUCGCUAGACCCGAGGAAGGGUUUGACGCCAUGUUGCAAUCGGCAGCAUGCACGAAAAAGGUAGGCUGGCGCCACAACUCGCUGCGCAUGCUGGUGUACGUGACAGACACGCCCGUGCAGUACGUGGGAGACGCCCGGCUGGGAGACUACAUCCUGCCCAACGACGGGACCUGCCAACUGGACGCCAGGGGGGUGUUCGUCAAAAACGCGCUCCAGUCAACAGGCUAUGGUUGGAGUCCGACUCCGUAUCAAAUAGAUUAUCCUUCCAUCGGACUUCUGAAGACCAAGUUCUACGACAACAGCAUCGUCCCGAUUUUCCUGGUACCCAAGAGACAAGUGAAGGAAUACAAGAACCUCGCCAGCGCUCUGGAUGGUCAGUUGGGGAUCAUGGAGGACAGCUCAAGGAACCUGGUCAAGAUGGUCAAAUCUGCGUAUGAGCAUGCCCGAUCAGAAGUGACCCUGCAGACCAUGGACGUCCCUCCAGAUGUGGACGUGAAGGUGACGGCCGCCUGUAAGGGAGAUCUCAAGUACGAAGAUAAGGACAGCUGUGCAGCCGGGGACAAGGUGAAGUUUAACGUCCACGUGACGUUGGAGGACUGCCCGGCGGAGGACCAGGACUACUUCAAGAUCAAGCCGGUCGGCAUGCACCACGAGAAGACAGUGGUUCUGGACUACACCUGCAGGCCUAAAGUUGUCAAACCGAAGCCUUCCUUUGACGAUUUGGAUCUUACUGGGUUCCAAGGACAGGACGCGGAACUUGCUGUGGAUAGCGACCCGUGUUCAGCCAAGUUUGACGACAUCACUGAUGUAAUCACUGGUAAGGUACCAGAGAACGGUGAUGCUGUCGUCGGAGACGUAGCGUACGCCUUCAGCGGCAGCUACCUGUGGAAGAUGGGAGCAAACGGCACAGAAGACCCGGUCAAAGUGGACGAAAUGUUCGAUGGACUGACCGAGGGGAUCGACUCUGCCUUCACGUCACGAUGGACCCGGAUGAUGUACUUCAUGAAAGGAAGUCAAAUUUGGCGGUACACCCAACUGCACACCGGAGAAAUAGAUCUGGACAACGGCUUCCCUCGUAACGUCAACACCACGGGCAUCCCAACCAACCCUGACGCCUCUCUGGCCCGGGCGUACCAAAUCUUCUUCUUCAAGGGCAACAAGUACUGGCUGUGGAACGAGUUCAGCGGCCGUACUGCUCAUGGAUACCCGCAAAAAAUAAAGGUGUCCUGGCCGGGCGUUCCUGACGGUAUCCAGGCGGCCUUCCACGGCGCCGACGGAAUGAUCUACUUCUUCAAGGACGACAAGUACUACAUGAUGGACCAACACCUGCUGGAGAAGGCCAAGGAGGAGUCUCGCGAGAACCCGCGACCAUGGAUGGGCUGUAAAUAAACUGUACCAUGUGCUGCAGACAGGGUCGUAACCCCACAGGACAGUGGGGCAGUCAGACACACUUCUACUAUACUAUACUGUACCAUCGAUUAGGCCAUAGCAAAACAACACAAGCUUCUGUAAUACAAC
Messenger RNA from Branchiostoma belcheri (Belcher's lancelet), 4065 nucleotides. RefSeq lists its product as uncharacterized. Gene Ontology annotation, molecular function: integrin binding. Gene Ontology annotation, biological process: integrin-mediated signaling pathway; cell adhesion mediated by integrin; cell-matrix adhesion. The coding region runs from base 82 to 3936 and encodes 1284 amino acids. The record is from RefSeq and is a predicted model, not a curated record. Gene Ontology annotation, cellular component: integrin complex; external side of plasma membrane. The transcript is spliced from 33 exons. NCBI's taxonomy places the organism in Eukaryota, Metazoa, Chordata, Leptocardii, Amphioxiformes, Branchiostomatidae.